Messenger RNA from Salvelinus namaycush (lake trout), 948 nucleotides. Its product is annotated as protein unc-119 homolog A-like. Gene Ontology annotation, cellular component: centrosome; intercellular bridge; spindle midzone. Gene Ontology annotation, molecular function: lipid binding. The transcript has 5 exons. Lineage: Eukaryota; Metazoa; Chordata; Actinopteri; Salmoniformes; Salmonidae. The record is from RefSeq and is a predicted model, not a curated record. The coding region runs from base 1 to 795 and encodes 264 amino acids. Gene Ontology annotation, biological process: visual perception; negative regulation of caveolin-mediated endocytosis; lipoprotein transport.
AUGAGCUAUUCUUGCACCAGCAGACGCAACAGCCGGGACCCGUCAAGCGCUAAGAAGUCCACUGGUAAUAAUCCUGGCAGUUGCCGUGGCGGAGGAGAUACCGGAGGAAGCAGCAGUAACAACAUCAACGGCCAGGCGAGCCCGAACCCAAACGCGAACCAAAACCCAACAGCAGUAAUGAAAGUCAAAAAAGGCUGCAACUCAAUGGAUGUGGGGGUCCCGGCGACCACGGAAGAGGAACUGCUCGGGAACACUGCGAUCACUCCAGAGGACGUAUUGGGCUUGCAGAAGAUCACCGAGAACUACUUAUGUGGGCCAGGUGAGAAUGUGUACAGCAUUGACUUCACCAGGUUCAAGAUCAGAGACAUGGAGACAGGCACAGUGCUGUUCGAAAUCACCAAACCUCCUCAUACAGCAGGAGAUACAAGCGUCAUUGAUCGAAAUGCCGGGAGGUUUGUCCGCUACCAGUUCACCCCUGCCUUCCUCCGGCUAAGACAAGUUGGCGCCACUGUUGAGUUCACCGUAGGAGACAUGCCCAUAGAGAACUUCCGGAUGAUUGAGAGGCACUACUUCAGAGAGAAGCUGCUCAAAAGCUUUGACUUUGAGUUUGGCUUCUGUAUGCCCAGUAGCAAGAACACUUGCGAACACAUCUAUGAGUUCCCCCCUCUGUCUGAGGAUGUCAUGCGAGAGAUGAUCCUGCACCCGUACAAGACACAGUCCGACAGUUUCUACUUUGUGGACAACAAGCUGGUGAUGCACAACAAGGCAGACUACUCCUACAGUGGCAGCCCAUAGAGGAUGGAGGACCAACCAGGCUCCUGCAGACAGACAGACAGAGGGACCAUGUUUCUCAGUGGCACUGUUAACAACCCACUGAUCCCAUGCUCUCAUCCUCCCUCUCAGCCCUAUGGAAAAGCCACAGAAACACCACUGAAGAGACCCAACUCG